Molecule: messenger RNA, 1755 nt
Organism: Candidozyma haemuli
Lineage: Eukaryota; Fungi; Ascomycota; Pichiomycetes; Serinales; Metschnikowiaceae
Product: Zn(II)2Cys6 transcription factor
Exons: 1
Coding region: 1-1755 (584 amino acids)
Biological process (GO): positive regulation of transcription from RNA polymerase II promoter by galactose
Cellular component (GO): nucleus
Molecular function (GO): DNA-binding transcription factor activity, RNA polymerase II-specific; zinc ion binding; RNA polymerase II cis-regulatory region sequence-specific DNA binding
Source: RefSeq, a predicted model, not a curated record
AUGGACUACUACUACCGCCGGCUGAUGGGCAACGGCGCCGUGACGUCGAAGUUCAGGAUAGCUCCACAGGGCGACGAUAAACCCAGGGUUUCGCUGCCCAAGAUUGUCCCGUUGGAGAAUGGCGCUACUCAUCAUCCGUCCAACUGUACGAGGUGCUAUAGACUCAAGAAGAAGUGCUCGAGAACGUACCCGAAAUGCUUGUAUUGCUUGAAAGCAGGGUCUGAGUGUGAAUAUGUGGAUAGAAGAGGCAAGAAGGCUUGCUUGUGGAAACCAGAUGAUGACCUGACGGUUCCGGCAAGUGUACCUGUUCUGCCUGUUUCACAUCCCAAAUCGGUGUCUAUAGCGUCGUUGGUGCAUUCGGAAGAAACAGAACAACCGUUUCAGAAUAUCGAUCUUCCGCCGACGAAGAAACUGGCGUCGAAAAGCGCUGUGGCGAAGAAAAUCAAUAAUAGGGCUAUUGCUAGACACGCUACGCUGGCGCCGCCAAACUUGCUGGACGAGUUUUUGGUGGUGAAACCGAUUGCCGACCAGCUGCUCCCGCUGGCGUUUACUAGGGCGUAUUUCGCUAGUUAUUCCUGGCGGUACCCGGUGGUGAAUAAGCUGAAGUUUGAGGAAUCGUUUAUUUCGAUCUCGUUUGCUACAGAAACGUUGGUUUCUUUGGAAGUGUACUUGGUGAUGGCUGUGGGAUGUAUUGUGUACGAUUGCAACAACGGCACGUCCCAUUAUAAUCGGAUUUUCAGCGAUAAGUUGAUUGAGUCGAUUAUUGAUAUCAUUACUUAUGAUCCGGAGAUUGACACGCAGUCAGCGACGCUUUUGGUGCUCCUUUGCAUCUACGCCGUCAACGCCAGCAACAUAGACUUGGCCUGGAGUAUCUUGGGCUACCUCAACCGAAGCAUCAUCUAUAAAACAGACUUCGUGGGUACGUCCAGAACCGGUUUCUCGAAUAACAUCUUCUGGGCUGUUCACAAUCUCGACAGAGAACUCAGUUUAAUGCUAAACAAGCCCAGCCAGUUUGUGCCUGUUGCCAUUAUCAAACAAAACGCAGACUUUUCAUAUCUCGAAAGUGAUGCUAAUCUAGCUGCGCUCAUGACCAAAGCCGUGGAACUCCAUAAACUACAAGACCGUGUCUUGUCGCUUAAGCUUGGUCUACAGGAAAAUACCAAAGAUACGCUUCGACAGUUGUCGUCAGAUUUGGAAUCAUGGAGGGUUUCAGUGCUGCUGGUUGUCCAUAACGAGUACUCAGAACUGCCUUUGCUCACCAGAGUCAUUGGCGUGGUUCAUUUGGACUACUACUACUUGCUUAUUGAGAUUGACCAGCUUUCAUCUACAGAAUCUUUCCAGUUCACCCUCCAGUUCCUUUCGAACUCGUUCAGUUUGCUUCUUAAUGAACUGUCAAACAAGGAUGUUUCGGGAAUCUCGCUCUACCUGUUCUUCUGGUUCCUGAAGUUCUUCAAGGUGAUUGACUAUAACUUGCUGUCGCUUCUUAAAACACUCAAGAAUGAAAACCUCCCCAGAAGCGAUGUCAAUCACCGUAUUGGAGACUUUAACGGUAACUUACAGCUUAUUGUCAACCUCCUCAAGUACUUGCUUAAUAGCUCCCAGAGCCCCGCACAGUACAAAGGCAAGAUGACCAGCUGGGUGACGAGAUUGACGCUUCUUAAUAUCAAGCUCAUGGGAAGCAACAUAUUGAGCGUGGACGACGAACAGUACAAGGCGUUGGUGGCCAACGUCGAUGGAAUCCUCAACGAUGAAUAA